AUGGAAGCUAUGAAGGAGAUGGUUGAGAAAGACUUAGGAGAAUUGAGAGAGACAUUCGCGAGCAGGAGGACAAGAAGCAUGAAGUGGAGGAAGAGACAGCUUAGUGCCAUAAUCGAGAUGGUUAAAGACAAAGAAGAUGAGAUCUGCGAAGCUCUGUUUCAAGAUCUUGGCAAACACUACACGGAGGCUUAUAGAGAUGAGCUUGGUAUUGUCAAGAGAUCAGCCACUACUGCUUUAAACUGUCUCGAUCAAUGGGUCCUCCCCAAAAAGAGCAAACUUCCUCUGAUGUAUUUGCCAAUUAAAGGGAAAGUGAUCUCAGAACCACUAGGAACUGUUCUGAUUUUUUCCAGCUGGAAUUUCCCCAUAUAUCCACUCAUUGGAGCAAUAUCAGCAGGGAGUACCGUGAUGCUCAAGCCUUCUGAGCUAAGCCCUAAUUCUUCCUCUUUCCUCGCUAAGACGAUCCCAACUUACUUAGACUCUAAAGCUAUCAAAGUACUUGAAGGCGGGCCUGAUAUCGCCACAAUCCUCUUGCAACAUAAGUGGGACAAGAUCUUCUUCACCGGGAGCCAAAGGGUAGGACGGGUUGUGAUGUCUGCAGCUGCACAGAAUUUAACUCCAGUAACCUUGGAGCUUGGUGGAAAAUGUCCGACCAUUCUUGAUGAUAGAUCCAUCCCAAGGGAUAUCAAGACGGCUGUGACGAGGAUCUCAGGAGGAAAGUGGGGAUUUUGUAGUGGACAAGUUUGUAUCGCUGUUGAUUAUCUUCUUGUCGAACAAAGAUUCGCGUCUUCUCUGAUUGAUAUGUUGAAGCAAAAUAUCAAAUCGUUCUACGGUGAAAACCCUAAGGACUCUGGAUGUAUUUCGAAGAUCGUGAACAAGAAUCAUUUCUUGAGACUGUCACGUUAUCUAGAUGAUCCUCGUGUUAAAGCUUCCAUGGUUCAUGGCGGUUCCAUAGACGAAGAGAAACUGUAUAUCGAGCCAACAAUCUUGUUGGACCCUCCUCUUGAUUCCGAGAUCAUGACUGAAGAUAUCUUCGGACCUAUCCUUCCGAUUAUUACCUUACGUGAUAUCCAAGAAAGCGUAGAGUUCGUGAGGUCAAGACCAAAGCCACUUGCCCUUUACGUAUUCACCAAAGACGACAACCUCAAAACCAGAAUCUUGUCGGAAACAUCCUCAGGAAGCGUCACGUUCAACGACGUAAUGAUCCAGUCUGUUUGCGAAGCGUUACCAUUUGGAGGAGUAGGAGAGAGUGGGAUGGGAAGGUACCAUGGGAGAUACUCUUACGAAUGUUUCAGCCACGAGAAAGUCGUCGUGGAAGGAAACUUAGCCGUGGAGUUAGAAGCUCGAUAUCCGCCAUGGAACCCAUACAAGCUUAGCUUCUUAAGGCUCGCUUUUGUUGAAGAUCUCUUCGGUCUUGCCCUCCUUAUGUUAAGGUUCUACGUCACUAGUCUCUUUAAUUAUGUUGUCAACAAAUUAUAA
Messenger RNA from Microthlaspi erraticum, 1476 nucleotides. Lineage: Eukaryota; Viridiplantae; Streptophyta; Magnoliopsida; Brassicales; Brassicaceae. The record is from the annotation of a GenBank genome assembly.